This is a messenger RNA of Anthonomus grandis grandis, 2053 nucleotides long. Its product is annotated as galectin-9-like. The transcript is spliced from 9 exons. Gene Ontology annotation, molecular function: carbohydrate binding; galactoside binding. The record is from RefSeq and is a predicted model, not a curated record. The coding region runs from base 260 to 1450 and encodes 396 amino acids. Lineage: Eukaryota; Metazoa; Arthropoda; Insecta; Coleoptera; Curculionidae.
AAUUUUAUAUCAGCGGUUUCCAUACCUUUUUGUUACAAUCGAUUUUAUUAUGCUCGCCACUAACUAACCCAGUAAGAUCUAAAAAUAUUCACUCUACCAUUGAACAUAAUUAUAGCAACUUGUUCGCGGGUAUAUAGAAUUAUUUUUACGAUACAAACAGUGUGAACCGGGCCAAAGUUGAAGCUAGUAGUAUUUUUUUUUUGUGAAAUUUCUCAUUUGAUCUACAUAGUAUUAACAGUAAUAUAGUUUGACUUAUAAAAUGCCGGAAAUAAAACCUAAAUCAAAAAGGAAAAGUGGACUAAGUUGUUGUUGCUGUUGCUUUUCUAAAAAGAAGAAAAGUUUGUUUACGGAGGAAUGUCGUGACAUUAAACCCCUGCGAAAGGUUCACGAUGAUAAUGAACUUGCCUACGUACAGGACUUAGCAGAACCUUUAAAGCCUGGUUCUUGCAUUAUUACGAAAGGUGUUGUCAGAUCUUACUGUAAAAGGUUUGCAAUAAAUCUAGUCUGCGUCAAAACACCUGAGAAAUGUGAUAUAGCCUUCCAUUUUAACCCUAGGCUAGCUUUAAAAUAUAUUGUAAGAAAUACCCGUAUUAACAAUUCCUGGGGACAAGAAGAAACAACAUCAGUAGAAAAAUUCAAAAUAGUAAGAAACCAAACCUUUGAACUUCAAAUAGUAGCUACCGAAAGGGAAUUUUUGGUAGCUCUAGAUGGCCGCCAUGUUUGCGCUUACGUGUAUAGAUUGCCAUUGGAAAAAAUUAAUAGAAUUGAUGUUGAAGGCAUUGAGGUAGAGAGCAUUGACAUUUUUCAACAGUUAAAGGCUUAUCCGUCAGUUGAAGGAGCAAUAGAUGUUCAUAGUGUUGACCUUAAAGAAGUUGAUAACUACCCCCUUAGUGAAGUAAAGUAUAUAACAUAUACCGUCCCGUUAAUAAGUGAUAGAGAAGUAAAUACACCUACACCAAAUGAUCCGUUGGUUGUACCAAUAACUGCAGAACUUCCCAAGGGCUUUAAAACCGAUUGGCAAUUGGAAAUAAUCGGAAGAGUCAAAUUACUACCUUCAGCUUUUUACAUUAAUUUACAAGAAGGAAAUAAAUUAUGGCCCCAUCCAAUGAUUCCUUUGCACUUAAAUCCCAGAUUUUAUACUUCAUACGGAAACCACCUGUUUGUAAGAAACUCAUGGCAAAACGGCGAAUGGGGUGACGAAGAACGCACUUCCGGUUUCCAAUUUACCCCCGGAAAAGAGUUUCAUCUAAUCAUUCAAAAAAAAAUCGACAAAUUUGCAGUUUGGGUAGAUGGAUCUUUGGCAGGAGAGUUUUUAUUUAGGACGCCGGUAGACAACAUAGAUACAGUGUACAUUCACGGAGACGUGCAUAUACAAAAUAUCUUUAUGAAAGAUUAUUGCGACACCAAGCUCUUAAGUAGACAAAAGGCAAAAAGUAAAAUUAAACUUUGAAUGACUAAGAGUGAUUUGACGAGAAUAUCAGAAUAAAAGGAAAGCUAGUCAAGAUUAAUGAACAUCUGCACUGGGAAGGUUGCUUGGACGAUUCAGCUAUGUUUAAACUACAGUUUUAGAUAUUAUAUAUAUUAAGGUUAAAACGUAGGUUAAAUAAUUUUUUUAAAAAAUGUUGACAAUAAACACCAUAACAAUUUAAUUAUAAUUUCAAAAGUGUAUGUUGCUUAUAUUUAAAUGGCUGUGUUUUAAUUGCAAUUAGCGUUAGGCGAAUAUAACAAUCUAUAACAAGUUGAUAUUUGAUCCCUUAUUCCAAUUCCAAACAGUUUUCUCCUAUAUGUCAGACAUGCUUUGCCUCUUUUAAGGGACUUUUAUAUUUUUUUUAUAAUCUGUCAUAUAGUCUGUAAAAUAUCAAACUUUUUGUACACAAAGUUGGAUCUUCAUCUUUUAAUCAGGAAAAAAAGCUUAAAGAAAUUGUGUUUAGUAUAACAAUAAUUCGCUAAUGUCAGUAAUUUUUUAAAUAUAGAACGUCAAAUUUUUUCAAUAAACUUAAUAAACAUUUCAACUAAAAUGUUGGAUUAAAUAAAUAGGAGUUUCCAUGUUGAA